AUGAGCGACGUGUUAACUGCAGAGAUAGUGCAGCUUAUCGCAGCCGCUCGAGCUAUUAUCGGCACAAAUCAGGUUCCUGAAGAAGCACUGCCGAUCGAUGAAGCACAGCUGAGCGACGUUAAUAUCGAGAUCAUCGUUGCUCAUUCUUCAUGUGGUAAGAAUUGUUCGCGAGCGAUUCCCGUGGAGCUGUGGACGAUUCGCAGAGAAUGGGAUUCACAACAAACGGGUCUUGCUCCUUUGUUUCUGAAAAAUGCCAUAAGAUCUCAUCUACAUUUUUCCCAGUUGAACUCUUGGGUUUCUACUUUAAACGGUCGUAUGCCUGACGGUGUAUGCUGCACAUACAGAAUUUGUUCCCAUGAGUGUGAAUUGGGAAGUGUCGAUGUCGUGACCGAACAUACUUUCCCCGUGUGUCGAAUAAAUCGUCAAAGCAUUUUAGUCGUCUCGGUGAAGUACAUUAAAGGAGAAAAAAUGCCACUCCCUGUCGGACUUUGCCUUACACUAGGUGGGCUAGUAAGCGAUCAGUGGCUUGUGCCUAGCCCUGUAGGAUCACCAGCUGAUGACAGUCCGCUGACACAUUCUACCGAAGAUAUCGCCAUUUCGAGCCUAAAGCACAAACCGUUGUCCGGUGCAACACCUCCAAGUCCUGACGGCCCUUCUCCCAAGUUCGCGGCCGUGGCUGGUCCUCAUGAUGAACGCCCUGCUCGCCGGGUACUGUCAGCGUGUUCGUUGUCGAGUCAUCAGGAAGAUGUGCGAAACUCGAAAGAGAUCGACAUCCUAGUGAGCCGCUUACAGACGAUACAAGGAGAACGUGGUCGUCAGCGAACGAAAAGUGGGGGGUCCGUAUUCAACAAAGUUACUGGGUUACCCCUUCAUUCGAGCCCAGCUCCUUUGUUCCGGCAAAGAAACAGUUUAUCAGCUUCUGACAUUGUUCUACCUGAUUCUCGCAUAAAUCGUCACCAACCGGGCAGCCUGUUAGGAAACUUUGAGGAAAGUGCCUUGAAUGGUCGACUUGAUCCAGUGAAAAGAUUGGAGGGCUUCAAACUACAAUUAGCCGCAUCCGGUGCCUUCUCUUCUCCGCAUACCUCACUGCCUGUGACUGCAUACUUUUUCGAUCUUAACGAUAGCGAAACAGCUCCAUCACCUUACCUGGGUACUUGCUCAUUAGAGUCGCUGGGGAAACGUGGUUACCGUGUACCCAAACAGGGAAUUAUUCAAGCGACUCUUUUCAAUCCGCAAGACACUGUUGUGAAAGUGUUCGUAGUUGCAUACGAUAUGACAGACAUGCCGCCGUCAUCACAGACAUUCAUACGGCAAAGAACAUUUCUCAGCAAUGACGAUGAGAUGACGAAAGUGGACAAGCAUCUCGUCAAUCUUAUCCACUUCCGAUUGGCCACCGAUCGCCGGUGUCGUCUGUAUUUGCACACCGACAUUCGGAUGCUUUUUUCACAGGACAACACAUUGGAUGCGUUGAAUCUGGAGUUGAAGGGUCGUGUCGGUCACGACUCUGCUCGCUAUCGUCUCCUUGCAGAAACUGAGUUGCCACGCCACCCACGAUAUUCGCCUAAAAAAUAG
Molecule: messenger RNA, 1572 nt
Organism: Necator americanus (New World hookworm)
Lineage: Eukaryota; Metazoa; Nematoda; Chromadorea; Rhabditida; Ancylostomatidae
Exons: 13
Coding region: 1-1572 (523 amino acids)
Source: RefSeq, a predicted model, not a curated record